UCAAAUAGGAGCAAAGAUGGCGGACAACAAAGGCCAAGAGUGUACGCAGAGCUCCGUCAACAUGGAGGUAGAAACUCCGACGGGAGAAGAAAACGGAGACGGCGGCGCGAAGGACCAAGAGCCGGUCGUUUUAAUCGUCGCGGACACGAAAAACGGAGGGGACGAGCUGAAACCUCAAGAGACCGUCUCCCUAUCGCUGACGACAUCCAGGACUAGCAACCGCAGCGGCGAAGCUCGAGACGGGACCCCGAAUGCCGAGAGCAGUGAGCAGCCGCCGCCUUCGUCCUCCUCUUCCUCAGCGGAAAGCACCACAGCUGGCGCAUCACCCGCUCUCACCACCGAAAUGUCGCCUCCUCCACCAGCACCACCACCAGUAGCACCUUCUUCCUCAACCCCUGCCGCCCCGAUAAGCCUGCUGGAUACGUGCGCUGUAUGUAAACAGAGUCUGCAGAACCGCGACUGUGAGCCCAAACUCCUGCCCUGUCUGCACUCUUUCUGCCUGAAGUGCAUCCCGCAGCCGGAGCGAAAGAUCACCGUCCCGGUGCAGGGCCCCCAUGGGCAGGACACUCAUAUUGUGAACGUCAUGCGUUGUACAGUGUGUCUUCAGGAGUACAAACAGACCGACAUGGUGGACAAUUAUUUUGUCAAGGACACGUCAGAAGCCACGAGCAAUUCAGUGGAGAACUCUACACAGGUCUGCACGAGCUGUGAAGACAAUGCAACCGCUGUUGGAUUCUGCGUAGAAUGUGGGGAAUGGCUUUGUAAAACGUGCAUUGAAGCACAUCAACGGGUCAAAUUCACCAAGGACCAUAAAAUACGCAAAAAAGAGGAAGUGUCUAAUGAGUCGGUCGGGACGUCAGGCCAGAAGCCUGUCUUCUGUCCGGUGCACAAACAAGAGGCCCUGAAGCUCUUCUGCGAGACAUGUGACACUUUAACCUGCAGAGACUGUCAACUGCUGGAGCAUAAAGAGCACAGGUACCAGUUUCUAGAGGAAGCUUUUGAAAACCAGAAAGGCAUCAUCGAAACAUUCAUGGCUAAGUUGCAAGAGAAGAGAAACUUUGUGGAAUUCUCUGCAUCUCAGGUGCACAACAGAAUCAAAGAAGUUGCUGAGACGCAUAAGAAGGUAGAACAUGAAAUAAAGAUCUCUGUCUUUACUCUCAUCAAUGAAAUCAACAAGAAGGGCAAGUCUCUACUGCAGCAGCUGGAGAGUGUGACCAAAGAGAGAAGUGGGAAGCUGAUCAACCAGCAGAGGGACAUCAGCAUUCUGGGCCAGCAGAUCAUCCAUGUGCUUAACUUCACCAACUGGGCCAUCAGCAAUGGCAGCAGCACAGCCCUGCUCUACAGCAAGAGACUGAUCACAUACCAGCUGCGGUUUAUUAUGAAGGCCCGUGUGGACCCAGUACCUCAAAGUAAUGGAGCAGUCCGGUUCUUCUGCGACCCCACCUUCUGGGCAAAGAAUGUGGUUAACCUUGGCAAUCUAGUUAUUGAGAAAGUGACACAUACUGCUCCUCCACCCAGCAUGAUGGUUGGUCAGCAAAUCUCUCCCAGUCACAAUCACCCAGGUAAGCACUCGGGACAGAUCAACCUGGCCCAGCUGAGGCUGCAGCACAUGCAGCAGGCUGCCAUCGCUCAGAAACAGCAGCAUCAGCAGCAGCAACAUCAGCAGCAGCAGCAGCAACAUCAGCAGCAGCAGCAGCAGCAGCAGCAGCAACAACAGCAGCAGCAGCAACAACAACAACAUCAGCAGCAUCAGCAACAGAUCCAGCAGCAGAUGCGCAUUGCCUCACAGAUGUCACAGCAUCCCAGACAAGGAGGACCACCACAGAUGAUACAACAACCGCCUCCAAGGCUAAUUAGUAUGCAGGCCCUCCAGAGGGGUGGGGUUAAUGGCUCCUCCCACAUGUAUCCACCUCAUCAUAUUCGCAUGGUGUCAGGGCAGAACCGCAUGCCCUCGGUGCAGCCCCGACUCAACGGCCAGCCAUAUCCCAUGAUGCAGCCUCAACUUCAGAGACAGCACUCCAACCCUGGGCAUGCCGGGCCCUUCCCUGUGGCGUCUCUACACAAUGCAAGUGCUGCCAACCCCACCAGUCCAACCAGUGCCAGCAUGGCGAAUGCCCACAUUCACCGGGGCCCCACCAGCCCUAUCGUGGGUCCCAUAGAGCUCAUACCUUCAGUCACCAACCCUGAAAACCUGCCCUGCCUGCCAGACAUCCCUCCCAUUCAGCUUGAAGAUGCUGGUUCGAGUAUGCUGGAUAAUCUCUUGAGUCGAUAUAUUUCUGCUAGUUCGUAUCCCCCUGUUGGCCCCAACAGCAGUUUAAAUCCCUCACCGGGAUCCUCGACACAUUCACCAGGAUCAUCAGGUUUAUCUAAUUCUCACACGCCAGCUCGUCCAUCCAGCACAUCAAGCACGGGCAGUCGGGGCAGUUGUGGUUCAGCUGGCAGACUUGGGCCAGGGAACAUGACCGUGGACCAGGUGAAGGUCAAACAGGAACCAGGAGUUGAGGAAGAAUGUAGCUAUUCUGGAUCAAAUGUCAAAACGGAACAUGGGAAAGAUGGCAGACUGAGUGCUUGCAUGAUGAGCAGCCCAGAAGGAAACGCAACCCCCCCUCUUCCCAUUCUCGGCACAGUGUCAACUGGUUCAGUCCAGGACAUUUUAAGAACACUUGGUGAGAACGUUAAAUCCGAACCACAGACUGAGCAGCUUUCAUCCUGCACAAACACCAACUCUAGCACACCUCUAACCAAUGGGAAUGGAAGUCAGAUAAAGUCUUUGCUUUCACUCCGGGGGAGCUCUGCCAAUUGCCAGGCCACUGCUACCAUCAACAGUCAGACCACUACAGGGAAGGAGGAUGACCCGAAUGAGGACUGGUGUGCAGUAUGUCAGAAUGGAGGAAGGCUGCUAUGCUGUGACCGCUGUCCUAAAGUCUUCCACGAAGAAUGCCAUAUCCCAAUGCUCAAAGGUUUGCCAAGUGGAGAUUGGAUGUGCACAUUGUGCCGAAGUCUCACAAACCCAGAGAUGGAAUACGACUGUGAUGAUGGUCCGUGCAGUAAGAAGGACAAGAGUGAGAUCGGAAUGAGUCCAGAAGACCAACGACGCUGUGAGCGUCUUCUGCUGUUUAUGUACUGUCAUGAGCUCAGUAUUGCAUUUAGAGAGCCUGUUUCCACAUUGGUACCCAAUUACUAUAAAAUAAUUAAGCAUCCAAUGGACUUGAAACUAAUAAAGAAGAAACUGGAGCAAAAACAUCCUCUGCAUUACAAGAGCCCCAAAGAGUUUGUGUCCGACGCUCGUCUGGUCUUCAUUAAUUGUGCCAAAUACAAUGAGAUGUCUCGAAUAAUCCAGGUUUAUGAUGAGGACAUACAGAAUAAUGUUCAGGCCGACUCGGAAGUAGCGGAGGCCGGAAAAGCUGUGAGCAUGUACUUCGAAGAAAAGCUGCUGGAGAUCUUUCCAGACCAAACGUUCCCGGCUGCCACGGAGGAGUCACAACCCGAGGACAAUAAGGAGGAUACGGAGGGCUCUGAUGAUGACGUUGUACAACCAAAACGCAAACGUUUAAAAGUCGACACUGAGAAGCUGAUGUAUAUAAAGUAAAGAAAAUGAGAGGACUGAGCAAUUUGGAGAAAAAAAAGGAAUGUGUCUUCCUUAAGACCGCCAUAUUAUUCUGCUCUACGAUGGGUCAGAUAAUUCUGGAACUGAUGGAGUUCAGAUAUUUCGUUUAUUUCAUGUUCUGCCCACCCUGGCAAUCCAUUGUAAAUGCUCCAAAUUGACUUUGAAACUUGCAUUGUGGAUGUUGGAGUGCGAAGGAUGAGGAUUUGUUAUUGGGUGUCAAUGAAAACACUUGUACAGAUUUAAAUAGGUUUUUGUUUUGGUCUGGUUAAGUAAAUAAUAUGCUUAUUUUCUUGCAUUUUUCUUUCCUUAAAACUAUCUGUUAUAAAUUAUACUCAUCUCUUCCGUUGUAUGAUAAAGUUUAACAUAUAUGGCCCAACUACCGCCUUUGCAUGUGUGUUCUGUUGCUCCUUCCUACUGAUAAUUCAGAUCUUUUAAAGAGGAGAAAGUUUUAUCAUUAUUUUCAAUCAAACGGUCACCCUUGUAUUGUUGGAAAGUGUUAAUCACAGACACUUUGGCUUUAAAAAGAUGAAUAUUAAAUGGAUGCCUGUGCCACCAGACAAAACCACACAAAAGUACCACAAAAAGAAACUGCUGCAAUGCUAGUUACAAGUCGAAAGGUGUUAAGUAUUGCAUAAUGGGUAAACUUAUGGUUGUAUAAUACCAGUUAAAGGUUUGAACCCAUUCUGUAUUAUAACCGUUUCCCACAUUUUAGCAAUCGAUGAAUUCAUCAACACCAACAAUGGAUGUAAGGGAAUUAUGUAGUAACCCAAAAAAAAGCAAUUAAAAACAUUUUAUAUUUCCAAAGUAUGAAAAAGUAUUCACCCUUUUGCUUGGAUAUCAGCUCUGCACUAUCUGGACAUUCUUUUGACCAACUUCAUGAGGCACAACCUGGGAUGCUUUUUAACAGUAUUAGAGUUCCCAUGUAUACUGGAUUCAUUUUGGCUGCUUUUCCUUCAGUGUAGUCCAACUCAUCCACAAAAAAAAGUUUAAAUUACGAUGUCAAUUAAAAAAACUGAAUCAUAUGACAAUUUAUUU
Xyrauchen texanus (razorback sucker) is the source of this 4642-nucleotide messenger RNA. RefSeq names its product E3 ubiquitin-protein ligase TRIM33-like. The record is from RefSeq and is a predicted model, not a curated record. The transcript has 21 exons. Lineage: Eukaryota; Metazoa; Chordata; Actinopteri; Cypriniformes; Catostomidae. Gene Ontology annotation, molecular function: protein binding; zinc ion binding. Bases 17 to 3589 code for a protein of 1190 amino acids.